AUGGCGGCGGUCGAGGUGGCGUGGGAGACGCUCGGCCUCAGAUGUCGCCGAUCGGUCCCCGCCGCGGGCUGCGCCUCCUCAGCGCGGCUCGGAGCGGCCCCGGCGUCCUCCGCGGCGCGCUCCAGGAGCCCGUGGCUGAGGAGGGAGCGCGGGCUGAGGGGACGCUUCCCUUUCUCUCCCAGCCGGCCCCCGGCUUCUCCCUCCGCCAGCUUCGCAGCUCCCAGCCCCCGGGGGGAACGCGAAAGUAAGGAUGGGGCCGGGGCCGGGGCCGUGGCUUCCGGUCUUCCCUCCUCCCUAAUCCGCUCCCCGCCGCUCAGGCGGAGCCUCCACCCGCCUCGACUGCCGCCGGGCGGGAUCGGAUCCCUCAGCCAAGAGCUCCCGCCCCCUCGCCGAGAUUCCGCUUCCUAUUGGCGAGGGAAAAGUCGAUCUGCUGUCCCAUUGGAUGGAGGGGCCGUUCGUCAGAAUCCCGCCUGGAUUCCUCGCCAGGCUUCGAGUCCGGACGGCGCAACGCCCGCUGCGCGCGACUCUGCAGCGGUUGCGGCCCCGCGGCGGUUGGCGCUGUUAGGCCCUCGCUUCAGGCGACGCGCCCGGUGCCUCUGGGCGAGCGGCAGAGCGUUCGAAUCCCAGUUCCAAGUGUUCCUGCACACGGUACAGCAACUGUGUGAGAGGCCACUGGCAUACACCGACAAAACUGAAAGCUAGAAAUUGAGUUUGAAAAUUAAGAUAAAGUCGAAGUGUACCGAAGAUGUAUCAAAGGAGUUGCGGAGCUGGGGGCAGAGGAAAAGUCACCAGCGAAAACCAGGGCCUUGAGGAAAGAGGCGGCAGUAAGAGACGGUGCACCGGUUCUGCUUCAAGUCUUUCUGUGGGAUUCAGAUGCCCCCCUUCGAGCAAAUAAAAUAUGCAAAAAAAAAUUGUUCUGCAAUCAAAUUUAGGUACAGGGGUUUAAAACCUGAAGUCUAAAAAGCCUAGAUUUGGGCCUGGAGAGAUGACUCAGCAGUUAAGAGUACUGGCUGCUCUUCCAGAGGAACCAGGUUGGAUUCCCAGCAGCCACGGAGUGGUUCACAACCAUCCUUUACUCCAUACCUGGGGAUCUGAUGCCCUAUUCUGGCUCCUUUGUAGGCAUCACAAACCCAUGUGGUACACGGACAUACAUUCAGGCAAAACACACAUAAAAUCAAAUGACUACAUCCAAAAAAAAAAAAGCGUACGUUUAAAAGCCAGGUUAUCUUUAGCAUUCUUUGUCCCUGUUUAAGUAUGUAUAUAAAUCUGUAAGUAUGAAUUUCAUUUUGGAAACUGGAUGUGAUGGUCUGAAUGAAAAUGGCCCACAUAGGCUUAGAGGGAGUGGUAUUCUUUGAAGGAUUAGGACCUGUGGCCUUGUUGAAGGAAAUGUGUCACUGGGGUGAGUGGGCUUUUGAAGUUUCAGGACAUCAAGCCAGGCCCAGUGGCUCCCUCUCCCUGCUGCCUCCAGAUGGACAUGUAAGACUCGGAGUUACUUCUCCAACACCACUCUGCCUGAAUGCUGUCAUGCUUCCUGUGAUGAUAAUGGAUUAAGCCUGUGAAUUUGUGAGCC
Messenger RNA from Alexandromys fortis (reed vole), 1570 nucleotides. Its product is annotated as progesterone receptor-like. NCBI's taxonomy places the organism in Eukaryota, Metazoa, Chordata, Mammalia, Rodentia, Cricetidae. The coding region runs from base 1 to 702 and encodes 233 amino acids. The transcript is spliced from 2 exons. The record is from RefSeq and is a predicted model, not a curated record.